AUGUUGGUUGGCGAUGACAUUGGCGAGAGCACGGAGGGGACAAAGGUUGAGGUUACUGUCGGGGACAUUGAUUUGGAUCAACCUAGAGCUGUGUUAUCUCAGUUGAACGUUUGGUUGAAUGAUGAAGGUCAAGGUGUGGAACGAGGGGUCCAAUUACGGAAGAGGAAGAGGAUUAUUCCUAUGUGGAAGAUCGUUGAAGCUAGUGAAGUGGUUAAAAAAAUUUGCCAAAGACAACCGGACUUCGGACGUUAG
Prunus armeniaca (apricot) is the source of this 252-nucleotide messenger RNA. The record is from the annotation of a GenBank genome assembly. NCBI's taxonomy places the organism in Eukaryota, Viridiplantae, Streptophyta, Magnoliopsida, Rosales, Rosaceae.